Messenger RNA from Lactuca sativa (garden lettuce), 1364 nucleotides. Lineage: Eukaryota; Viridiplantae; Streptophyta; Magnoliopsida; Asterales; Asteraceae. The record is from RefSeq and is a predicted model, not a curated record.
AGAUCCCACGAAAUUAAAGCUUGAUCUGGAAAGUAAGUAAUAACACACAAAUUGUGGACACAGAGAAAAACAUGGUGCUGAAAGUAUAUGCUGAUCGACUCUCCCAACCAUCUCGUUCUGUUCUCCUCUUCUGCAAGUAAAUUACACCCUUCAUUUGAUUUUCAAUUGCAUUUUCUUUCAUCAUCCGAUUAUAAUUUUCCGACUGGAUUAGUACACCUGUUGAAGCUAUUAGUUAAUUGCUCAAGCAUAUAUACCCUUCUGCUGUUAAUUCAUCGUUUAUAUUGGGUGGUUUUUUUUUUUUUUUUUUGUUAAACUGACAUCUGUUCUUCUUAAUGGUUACUUUCGUUAGUUCCAGUUAAGGAUAAAUGGAAUUGACUUUGAGGAAAUCCGAGUAGAUGUCUUGAAAAAUCAGCGAUUCUCCACUGAAUUUAAGGGUUUAUUUGCUACCAUCUGUAUCGAUUUGCGCUAAGAUCAUAUGAAAAAAAAAGAUAGAUAUUAAACAUUCAUAUAGAUUAAAAAGAUAAAAUCGUCAAAUAUUUACUCAGGUUAUGAUUUAUGCAGCAAUAAAUCCCAUGUCUCAAGUUCCAGCAAUAGUUGAUGGACGCUUUAAGUUGUUUGAGAGUCAUGCAAUUCUUAUCUACUUGUCUUGUUCAUUUCCCGGAGUUUCUAGUCAUUGGUAUCCUGGUGAUGUAUCCAAAAGAGCUAAAAUCCACUCUGUUUUAGACUGGCAUCAUUCAAACCUACGUCGUGGUUCAGUUUUCCUAGUUUCAGUUGGACUUUUUUUGAACACUAUCGUGGCACCCGAAGGGUUCCCUUCAAGCCCUCAAGCAGCCAAAGAAGCCGAGAAGAUACUCAUGAGAUCUUUGUAUAAAUUAGAAACUUUUUGGCUAAAAGAUGGAAGAUUUUUGGUUGGAAGCUCUCAACCAUCGAUUGCAGAUCUGAGUUUAGUAUGUGAAAUCAUGCAACUUGAGCUUUUGAGUGAUGAGGAUCGUGAUCGGAUAUUCAGCCCUUACAAGAAAGUUGUUGAGUGGAUGGAAGAUACAAUAUCUGCAACUGCACCUCAUUUUCAUGAAGUUCAUGGGCUUCUCUUUAAAGCCCAGAAAAGAAUUCGAGGGCAGAUGCUAACACAAUCCGAGAUUUUUUGUGCAUUGAGUAAAAUUUGACACAUUUGGUGCUAACCACCACCUUUAGUCUGAAGCCAGACUUGAAAUCUAACCCUAUGGCUGGAGCCGGAGGGCACAUUUUCCACGUUUAAGAAUUAAGAUCUCAAAGGAAGAAAAAUUGUUGAUUUAUCUGAAAAAAAUGUUCCACAUAAACUCUUAUGAAAAAUGUUAUUACAAAUGAAUCACAUCCCUGUAGAGAAA